AUGUCGCAACCAGCCGGGGCCCCAUCAAUUCACUGUAAAGACGAUGGCUCCUUUGCAGAGAUGCAAUGUGAUUUCCGAACAUGCUGGUGUGUCACUGAAGAAGGAAUGGAAAUUCCUCUCUCCCGUAAGAAUCACCCACAGUUUCCUUCUUGCAGAAAGUUUAAAGGCGCAACGAACACUCUCGAGCUCGCUUGUCAGGACGAUCCGAUUUGUGGCUCAAUUGAUUUAUCUGAUGGUCCAGCCUGUAUGUUAAGAAAGCCUAAAGCUCGCUUUGAAUCGUCCUGUUUUGACAUUUCUUCCGUUUGCGAUCAAUGGCUGGAUUCUUGCGAAUUAUCCGCAGUCAGUUCUCUAUGCGCGAAAAGCUGCAAACUUUGUGGCCAAGAAGAAUUAUCAGAUACCAGCAAUGAGAUAGAAGUUGAGAUGGCUAAAUGCAAAGAUUCUGUCGCUAGAUGCCCUGAUUGGAAAAACGAUUGUCACUCAGAAUUCACUCAAAAACUUUGCCCGAGUACCUGCGGUUUGUGCUUAGACGAGGAUUCCAAGAGCACCGACAUCAUUGAAGAUCAAUUAAGCACCUCGCCAAUGGUUUGCAAGGACAUUUACGAUUUCUGUCCACAGAUCGGUUUCAUGUGCGAUGAAGCAACUACCAGAGCUAUGUGCUCAAAGACCUGCAGCGUUUGUGGAGAUUCAGCAUCCACUCAAAACGGGGACGCUAGUCUGAACUGUCUUGAUUGGCAAAACUUCUGUUAUAUGCCCUUCGUCAGAAAUAACUGCGGUGCCACUUGCGCAAACUGGGAGGAAAACUAUUCAGGAGAUGACGAAGCUGCGUCGGAAGGUUCUGGCAAUGGUUCUGGGGACUUUGAGUUCGAAUCAUCAGGAGAAAUCGAAGUAGCACCGAUGAAAGAAGAUCUCCCUCUUAGCUGUCAAGGAUUUUCUCUUCCAGUAUCACUCGAAGAAAAGUCAAUUCUAUUCAAUGGACCGUCAUCUGAAGAACUUUGUAAAUGGUCAAUCAAUCGACCUGACGAGAAUCAAUUAGUGAUGCUCACCGUUGAAAUUAUGGAUAUCCGAACAGUCAAUGACUGCUCCUAUUUUGUCGACGUUUAUGAUCAGGGACAGCCUGUUGUCAGACUCUGUGGCUCUGGAAGUCAUCAAAUAGUUGUUGGAACACAGUUCGAUGUAAAUGUGAUGAGCUACGAAGGCUUUGGUGUCGAAAUGAGAUUCGACUUGAUUAGUACUGGGGCAUUUGCAAUCAUCCAGGAAGUGAAUAAAUACACUACAGCCGAUGCCAGAGCAAUCGAAGAGUGCAAAGAUGCACAAUUUUGCGCAUCACUGAAAUCUCGAUGCAACAAUGAUUUUGUAUCCAGAAGCUGUCCAAAAACAUGCAACAAGUGCGCUCAGAUAGAUUACCCGACAUCAUCAUGCUCGGAUAAACUUGGUUCUCUUGCAUGUAAUGAGAUCAAAGAAGCUUGCAACUCUGACUGGAGUGUAGUGAACCUGUGCCGAGAUACUUGUGGACAAUGUCAAAAGGAAACUAGAAAUGUAAUUUCGGUUGAGUUUUUUGAUAAAUCCGAUGCACAGUGUGAAGAUGAGCCUGGUUGCAAUGAGAUUGAAGAAAAUCGGUGCACUGCUCUUUUCACUGCAGCGAAAAUGAGAAAAUCUUGCCCCGUUAAAUGCGGCCAUUGUAAGCUUGAAAGUUCUGUGAUGGAAUGUGUCGACAGAAUCAAUGAAGACAUUUGUCUAGAGAUCUCGGAUGGAUGUAAUCAAGCGCAUGUUGCGGCAAGUUGCGCGAGAACUUGCCAGACAUGUCCAGUCUCAUCUGAUCGCUGCUUUGAUUCCAGUGAAUUAUGUGUUAGCUGGAAGAGCUCAUGCUCCUCUCCUUUUGUAUCUGCACUUUGCAAGCAGACUUGCGAGAGUUGUUAA
Oikopleura dioica is the source of this 1917-nucleotide messenger RNA. The record is from the annotation of a GenBank genome assembly. NCBI's taxonomy places the organism in Eukaryota, Metazoa, Chordata, Appendicularia, Copelata, Oikopleuridae.